This is a messenger RNA of Filobasidium floriforme, 2357 nucleotides long. RefSeq lists its product as uncharacterized. The record is from RefSeq and is a predicted model, not a curated record. The transcript is spliced from 11 exons. Lineage: Eukaryota; Fungi; Basidiomycota; Tremellomycetes; Filobasidiales; Filobasidiaceae. Bases 148 to 2268 code for a protein of 706 amino acids.
CCCGUCGUCCCCGUUCGCCGAUCGACCUCAAAGUUGAGCAUACUACAGUACUUGGCUACUUACAACGUUACAAUUACAAGUGCGAGUACUGGAUUCAGCAGCUCAGUAAUUAUCAGUCAGCGUUCAAACUAGUCAAUACGACCAUGCAUGCCAUACACGGACGAUAGAUUGACAGCUUGCGCAAUGACCGUCCGACCAACAGCUUAUAGCGCGGUCUGGGCGUUGCUCCUGUUGGGUGCCAUCCAGCCCUGCAUAGCGGCUCAGCCUGCCUGUCUACCCUCGGCUGUGGGUAGCCAGGACGUCAUAAAUGACUUGUUCCGUAACGGUGGUUCCAAGACUACCGUAUAUCUCUGUCCCUUGUCGGUGCAUCAUCUCGAUUCGCCCAUCGUUUUCACCAGCCAUGAACAGACCCUCACAACGCUUGGCGAUCCAAAAGAUUGGACGCGGGCAACGCUGCUUGUUAAGGGGCCGGACCAGUCAACCGCUAUCAAAGCCGACUGCCGGCAUUGCAACAAGGUCAACAUCAAAUCCCUCAUCAUCGACGGAAACCGACCAGAACUUUUGCGCAUCAAGCAGGGGGACGCCUUGGUGGAAUUAGGCAAUGCGCAUUCACAGACUAUCAAGGAUUGUCGUAUACUUGAACCAAGAGGGUGGAGCGCGCUUCAUUACCGUGAGGGUGACGAGAAGCAAUGUAGGGGCGGCAUCAUUCGGAACAACGAAAUUGGGCCUGCCGGCGAGGAAUGGGACGACGACUAUGACGGUCCGGAGAAAGAAGGGGCGCGUUGGGGUAACCCAAGAGCGGACGGAAUAAGUCUGGCUUGCAUGGAAAGUCUGGUCGACAGCAAUAUCGUGUAUGAUGCUACCGAUGGGGCGAUCGUCAUCUUUGGUAGUCCCGGUAGCGAGAUCAAGAACAACAGGGUGAUUUCAAAGACCCGAAUGAUCAUGGGAGGUAUCAACUUGGUCGACAUCGAUCCAUGGGAUGGUGAUUAUUCCCGUACGCGUGUGCAUCACAACACCAUCUCUGCAUUUGGAUCGUAUAUCAAGGGAGGGAUCAACGUCGGAAUGGCUUGCUGGACCGACGAUACCGAAUCCAUCGUCCACGGAGGAACAGUGAGCGACAACAUCAUUGAGGGCGACCAGAUCGGAUACGGCAUAACGGUCGCGAGCGCAAAGGCGUUCAAGGUGUUGAGGAACAAGAGUACGGCCAAAUAUUCCGGAUUCAAGGGACGAACCUGCCCACACGCACCGGAGAAUGCCGAUCCUGGACCGUUCAUAUUCAAUCGAGGCAGUUCGGAGGGUACCUUUCAAACCGACUUUGUAAACGGAGAAGUUCAGCACGCCAUCUGCAUCGAUCCGAAACCGCUGACGGGUCAUCCUUAUCGCCCUUGGCGGAUGAGAGACGCUCCGGAAGCGACAAAGCUCUUGGCCUCCCGAAGGACUACAGCUGAUAUUGCGAACAUAGGCGGUCAAGUCGAUCCGGACGUCGCAGAUCACAUUGUGUCGUAUCAGCUGGAACUCAUGACCGCGAUGCACGCGCUCAGCUCGAAGAUAGGAGACUCGCCGAAAUCCUCGGUAGAGAAGACGAAUUCGGGACGAAAAGGCCUGCGACGUGGUCGCGAAGCCAGAAAUAGCGGUCCUAUCGUUGGCCAGUCACCUUUUAGCGCCGCUCUUGCAGAUCUUAGCACACGGCUGGCCAACCUAGAAGUUGAAAGAAAGCAGCUCCGAAGCAUGUUCGAAACCAUGCAAAGCGAGCUCUCUUUUCAUAAUAGCAAGCUGUGGGCAUGGAAGACUGAUCAGGGUAGUCUGCUCGACGAAGUCUUGGUGAAUGCAAAAGCGGUCUCUGCGGUUGCACAAUCCGCUAUGCUCGGUAGCACAGGCACGAAUGCCACUUCGCACGAGGGUGCCCCAUUGCCUCUCGAACCGAGCAGCGACGCUAGCGGCACGCAAGACGUAGCCAUCGUACUCAUCGGGAUCGAAGUCCUGCUAGGCCUGAUAUACCUGGUCUUCAGUAGGAUCAUCAACCGAACGCCGACGGUCAAACGGACGGUCCCGGUCAGCGUUAGCCACAAAGCACCCGAGUCUUCUGCUGGUAUCCUUAUCGACCGGAUGGCAGAUCGACUUGCUCUCGACCGACCGGGCAACGAUACUGCUUCUCUCACUCCGGUAGGCUUCGGGAGUACCCUCAAGCGCGAGAACUCGGUGGGGAGGAAUCGACGGAGAGGCACGAGCGGUUCAGGUCAUGGUCUGUUACGAGACGAGUAUACAUGAGGUAGCUCGUUUGUACACCUAUCGGCGGCCGUUAGGUGGCGACCGUGGGUCCUCUAGUUGUAUAUCAAUAAUAUCUAUCAUUGUCCUUC